AUGGAUGUCAGCAGAUGGGUUGUUGGACUUGAGAGUGAAGUGUGUAGACUUUUAGAGACCAAUAUGCAUUUGGAGAGGGAUAAGAAUCAUAAAGACAAAUAUUCGCAAAAUCCAAAAGUUACUUCAGAAUUUAUAAGCAAUUUAAUACAACUGUUACAAGAGAUAUUGAAAGAUUUAAAAACAUGGACAAAAACAAAAAGACUAUGGUACCAAGAAAGUGCAAUGCAUGUAAUUCUAAAAGCUUCACAAAAAUCAAAAAUAGUUCAUCUUAAAGGUGGAUAUUAUAUACAAGAUUAGGGAUGUUUAUAAAACAACAAAUUCGACAAAGUGUUAAGGAA
Molecule: messenger RNA, 338 nt
Organism: Rhizophagus irregularis DAOM 181602=DAOM 197198
Lineage: Eukaryota; Fungi; Glomeromycota; Glomeromycetes; Glomerales; Glomeraceae
Source: RefSeq, a predicted model, not a curated record